Ixodes scapularis (black-legged tick) is the source of this 10169-nucleotide messenger RNA. It is a transcript of the gene nonC, whose product is annotated as serine/threonine-protein kinase SMG1. The record is from RefSeq and is a predicted model, not a curated record. Lineage: Eukaryota; Metazoa; Arthropoda; Arachnida; Ixodida; Ixodidae. Gene Ontology annotation, biological process: nuclear-transcribed mRNA catabolic process, nonsense-mediated decay; phosphorylation. Gene Ontology annotation, molecular function: protein serine/threonine kinase activity; protein binding. The transcript has 48 exons. Gene Ontology annotation, cellular component: nucleus.
UGGCGUCGCGUACUUGAUGCGUGCUUUCUUCUCGCUUCUCGCGGCUCUCUUCGAGGCAAUGUGACACCAGCUUGGUUCGCUAUCAGCGGCAAAGUUAUCCUGGCGAGUCGAUGAGUGGAGGGAGUCGGUGGUUCGUGAGCAAAACCAAGGAACCGCGUCGAGAGCGGGCGACGACGAACGCGUCCCGAACCUCCCACGAAGAUGGGCAGCGCGGCGCCGACGACUACCCGCGCAGAACGUCAGAGCGAUCGUCGACAACGUCGUCUUCGGCGUCGUAUCUACCACGGUCGAGCUACGGCAGCCCCGACCGCAAAGACGGAGGACGGGCCAAGAUCGGGGACGGGCACGGCCAGCUCGUUUUUCGCCGGCAGGACCGCUCCAAGUCCAAAAUAAAGCCGAGUCCGGAAGGCUCCCCCCUACGCGACGACGCCAAGGCGUCGGUGAACAAGUCUAGGUCGAGGGACGCUAAGAAAACAAACGAAGACGACGUAUGGGGUGCCCUGCAGCGAGCCCAGGACGAGCCUGCAGCCUGGUCCCUGAAAGAGCUGCGGGAGCGCCUGACAGUGCCCUGGGUCCUGAAGCACCAGGGGCACCUGAAGCAGGCCCUGGAGGAGGCGCUGCGGCGGCCUCGGCUGGCCCACGACGCCCGCCACGAGCUAACGGCGUGCCUGUCUGCGUUCGGCACGCUCCUCGGCGACAGGGCCCGCGAGUUUGUCGAGUGGAGCCUGGAUGUGUACGACCUAAGCAUCCCCGACGAAUCGCGGAUUCUCUUGCUCAAGGCAUUGCUCGAGGUACUGAAGACCAACCUGCAAGUGGCUGCUGAAGUUCUACAGACGGUGAUGGCGCGCGCCCAGACGAUGCUGGAGGGCACGGACGACUGCGAGCUGCUCCUUGCGGCGGCCGCGCUCUCCCUCUGGGCGGCGGAGCAGGACCCGGACGCGUUUGCGGCCAGCCACUUCCACGACACGGUGGACAUCCUGGUGGGGUGGCACAUUGACGCGUCGUCGCCGGCCCUGGCGCGUCGCACAGGCAAGACCCUGGAGGCCCUGGCACCCUUCUGGGUGGCGGACCCGGCCUUCUGCGCCACCCUGCUCGGGCAGUUCGUGGAGGACCUGGAAGCGUACGCCGACGACCUCUCUCAGGAGGACCCGUGCGAGUGCCUGGACAAGAUGGCUUCGCUGCUGCGCGUCUACGGCACCGUGGUGCAGGCACUGGGGUCUCACGCCGUUCAGGUGGUCACCUGGGAACUGCUCAGCGAUAACCUCCACGGAAUGCUCAACUGCGUCCUUCACGCAACCGAAUUUGCUCCCAGAAAUGCCCUUCUUGUCUCUGCCAAUCAGACGCUGGGCCUGCUGACAGACCUGACCGGCGAAUGCCCCUCGGCGCUGGUGGACCUCCUGGAGCUCCAGUGCGGCCUGUCGCCCCUGUCCGAAGAGCACGCCCUCUCGGUGCUUCGUCUGCUGUCGGUCCUGGUGGCCCGACUGGGGCCCCAGCUCCCGCUGCCGCUGGUGGCCGUGGCCUUUGGCCGGCGCUGGUCGCGCAGCCCCCGUGCCAAGAUCCAGGGGGCGCUGCUGGCGGUCCAGCGCGCCAUUCUGCGGCUGAAGAGCGUGGCGCUGGUGGAGGAGGCCUACCGCUGCGUCGUGGCAGCGCUGAGCAACGACGCGGAGCCGGGGCCGAAGGCGCUGGCGGCAGCGACGUCGCUGGGGCCGCUGUGCGCGCUCAGCGAGGUGGCCAACGCGCGUCACUCAAUCAUUGGGAUGUGGGCCCUGAAGCCUGCCUUCUUUGACCUGGUGCUGGAGCACCUUGCUCCGCUCGACUCCUGGCUCGGGAAGCACCAGCCGGGGGUCCAGUACGCCCUCCUACACCUGCUGCACUCCCACUGCGAGAGGCACGGCCAGUUUGUGUCCUCGAGCGUCCUGGUCACGGGAGGCGACGUCCUGGGGGUCCCGAGUAGCGGACACCUGUCGCGGAUCCUGACCCUCCUGGCUCGCGUCCUGGCUUCGGACGAGAUUGCGGACGACGCUCGCCUUCUGGGACUGCACUGGACUGUGGAGCUGAUGCACGCCGUUCAGAUGCACAUGGGUCGAGUCGUCGAUUCCCCCGAAUUUCUCGGUCUCGUCGACGCCGUGAUUCAGUCGGGUCACCGGUGCGACGUUGACAUGGCGUCCAAGUCCUGCGACAUCCUGCGGGCGGUGGUGGAUACCGUUGGCACCUGCCUCCCACGGAGCAUGCUCCAGAGGUGCUACGACCUGUCGGUUAUGAAGGCCGGCAGCGUCUGCCAGGCAGAGAGGUCAAAGUUCAUUGCUCUCAUGGCCCUUCUGCCCAUCGACCUCAUUGUGAGCAACCUUUCCGUCGCCAACCUCCCCGACCAGGCAUCUCAACGCAGCGCCGUCCUCUCCGCCCCGGCCACCUCCCUGACCGCCCAGGGCUUCCGGAGCGUCAUGUCCGCCCUGCUCCUGCCAACGCACCCGGACAGCGCCGCCGUCCACCCGCGCCUCGAGCGCCUGGCCCCCGCCCGGCUCGCCGCGUCCGGCCGCCACGUGGGCCUCCUCUGGUUCUGGGCGCUGUGGGAGGCGGCGCAGACGUGCGUCGCGCUGAAGCUCCGCACGCCGCUUGGCAAGCCGCAGGAGACCUUCACGUCCGUCGAGGCCGCUCUGAAGGGGCUCCUUAGCGACCCACUGGAAGACGCAGCGUCACUGAAGCGUGCCCAGCUGCUGAUCGACUUCCUCGAGCACCUCGACAAAGCCAUGUACAACGCGUACGAGGGGACGGCGGCUACGCUUUCGCCGCCGCCGAAGGCGGUGCGCACAUUCUUUCGCACGAACCGCGCCACGUGCCUGGAGUGGCUGACGCGGGUGCGGCCGAAAGCGGUGAAAGUGGCGCUGAGGGCCGGGCGGUUUGCGGAGGCGCUGCGGCACGCCUGGGCGCUGGGCACGCCGACUUCAACUUGGUCUUCGUCAUCGGCCGCAGUCGGAUUUGAGUCGGUGCUGCUUGACGUGGCCAAGUGCCUGGUGGCGCUGAGGUGUCCCGAGGCGCUGACCGGGCUGUAUGCGUACAGCAAGAGCGCCCUGGGGCAGAGGAUUCCCUGGCUGAAGGCAGCUGCGGCGCACGCCGGCGGGAGGCUCGAGUCGGCGGCCGAAGAGUACGCCGAGCUGGUGUUUGAAGACGACACUACAACAAUCAAGACACCCAAGGACCUCAAGUACUUUGUGUUCAAUCAGCUGCUGGACUGCCACGCAAGGCUGUCCGACUGGAGCGGUGCCCUCAACUGGAUGGAGGACGUCGUCCCCAUGAACGGCUGCGGCCCCAUUGGCACGAGGGCGCUCGACGCCGCCCGACACGUUCGGUGACAACUAUCCCAUGAAGCGAUUCAACACCCCCGGGUCCUGCGCUACUCAUGGGACGCGGCGCAGCAGGCCCUCACGGCCCAGCGACGCACGGUCGGCCCGUGCGAGGCCCCGUCUCUGGAGCCCGCGGAGGCGUUGCUCCACCUGGGAGCGCUCCAGUGGCCGCCCCGGGUGGAGCCCUCCCUCGUGGCGCUGGUCCGCCAGGCCCCGCCCACCGUCCAGGGGCGUUUCUCCCCGGCUGAUCACUGCUGCAGCACCGUGGGCGCGGCGCUCGCGUGGUCCGACGGUCCGCCCUGCGAAGGGUUCCUGCUGUCCGCAGCGCGCCUGGCCCGCAAGCAGCACAACCUGCGGCUGGCGGAGCACUGGCUCCUCCUGGAGGCCGGUUGCGGCGACACCGUCAGCCUGGCAACGCUGGGCGAGGAGGGAGCCCCCUCGCCAGUGCUCAGAGAGGGCGCCAAGCUGCUCCACGCAAGUGGCCGCGUGGCGGAGGCGGCGCGUGCCCUGGUGAGGGUGGCGCAGACGGAAGCAAACAACCCGGCAGAAGAGGAGCUUGUUGCAAGGUCCCUGCUGACCCUGGCCAAGUGGCUGCAGGCAGACGCUUCGGCGGUGGAGCCGCACCUGGGCGGCACGCUGAGCCAGUGCCGCAACGGGGCCCUGGUGGACGGCUGGCAGAGGGUGGGGCCCGCCGUUCAGCCGCUGGACGGGCUGCUCAGCGCCCCGGAGGCGGCAGUGGGAGCCCUCCUCCAGCGCAGCCUGCUGCUCUGCCCGAGCCUGCCCAAGGCCUGGGCCACCUACGCGGCCUGGUGCUACCGCUGGGGCCGCAAGGUCGUCGACGCCCCCAGCGACGGAAAGCUGCCCCUGUCGGCCAAGGAUGCGUCCGACCUUUCCUACAUCCUACCCGAGACACUCACGGAAGAGGAGACAAACGCCAUCAAACACAUUCUCACCAGAGUUCAGGCUUGCCCCGAGGGCGGAGACUGGGCCCUGGGGGCGGAGCCAGGACCCGAGGGGGCUUGGCCAGGGCUGCAGCAAGAGCUGGAAGAGGCGUGUCCCCACCUGGAGCCUCGUGUGAUCGAGUCUCUGCUGGAGGCGAGGUCCCGCCUCGUCGGCCAGACCUAUCAGUACUACAGGGCCUCUGCCAGUGCAUACAUCAAGUACCUGCAGCUGAACUACCAGGACGACGACACCAACGUGACGGCCACCCUGCGCCUCCUGCGCCUGGUGGUGAAGCACGCCUCGGAGCUGCGGGGGGAGUUGGAGGGGGGCCUGGCGUCCACGCCCACUGCCCCCUGGCGGGGCAUCAUCCCGCAGCUGUUCUCGCGGCUGAGCCACCCGGAGCCCUACGUGCGGGAGAGCGUGCGGGGGCUGCUCUCGCGCCUGGCGGGGGACUACCCCCACCUCAUCGUGUUCCCGGCCGUGGUCGGGGCGCUGCCUGAGCCCCCCGGAGGGGUGGGCGGCGCGGCCGUGUUUGGGGGCGGCCGGGGCGCGGAGGAGCAGGGUCCCGCGAGCUCGGCCCUGAUGCGGGAAAGCUACGCGGCGCUGGUGGACACGCUGGCUGCGGAGGACGGCCAGACCAUCACGCAGGUCCGCUCGCUGGUGCAAGAGCUGCGACGCAUCACGCUGCUCUGGGACGAGCUGUGGCUGAGCGCGCUGAAUGUGCACAGCGCCGAAGCGCACCGGCGCAUCCGCACCCUGGAGGAGGAGGUGGGGCGGGUGCGGAACAACCCCAGCCUGAGCCCCGCCCAACGAGAGUCGCUCAUCCGAGACAAGCACGCCGUCUUCCUCUGCCCCACCUUGCGCGUCCUCGAGCAACUGCAGAGCCUGGUGUCUCGGGAGGCGGAGACCCCCCACGAGCUCUGGUUCAAGGACACCCUGGGGCCCCUGAUCGAGGAGACCCUGAGCGCCCUGAGGGAGCCCGCCGACCCCUCCCGGCCCCAGGCCAGCUGGGCCGCCCUCAGGCGCCUGCACCUGCGGCUCCAGCGGAGGCCCCACGACGAGGGGCCCCAGCUGCUCAUGGAGCGCGUCUCCCCCGCCCUCGCCCAGCUCAGGGACUCCAGGGUUCCAAUGCCGGGGUGCUCUGGAGACGUGCGCAUAGCUGCGGUGCAGUCCUCCAUUGCUGUGCUCCCCACUAAGACCAAGCCCAAGAAGCUGGGAUUUCAGGGCUCGGACGGCCGCAAGUACACGUUCCUCUUCAAGGGCAUGGAAGACCUCCAUCUGGACGAGCGCAUUAUGCAGCUCCUCUCCAUCUGCAACAACCUCCUCGCACGCGGAGGUGGCGGCGGAGGCAAUGUGGGCAGCGUGGCGCCGAGGGCACGCCACUAUGCCGUGACCCCACUGGGCUCCAGGUCGGGUCUGAUCCAGUGGCUGGACGGGGUCACCCCACUCUUUGCACUCUACAAGCGCUGGCAGCAACGGGAAGCGGCCCCCGCGCUACGACCUUCGGAGCUCUUCUACGGCAAGCUGACACCGCUGCUCAAGGAACAGGGCAUCACCAACCUGGACAACCGGCGGGAGUGGCCCGUCUCGGUGCUGGUGCAGACCCUGAAGGAGCUGAUGGACGAGACGCCCCGGGACCUGGUGGCGAGGGAGCUGUGGUGCGCGUCCGCCAGCGCCGCCCACUGGUGGCAGACGACGUGCUCCUUCAACCGCUCCACGGCCGUCAUGUCCAUCGUGGGCUACGUCAUCGGCCUCGGCGACCGCCACCUCGACAACGUGCUCCUAGACCUGCGCUCCGGCGAGGUGGUGCACAUUGACUACAACGUGUGCUUUGAGAAGGGCAAGAACCUGAGGGUGCCCGAGAAGGUGCCCUUCCGCAUGACACCCAACAUCAAAGCAGCCCUGGGCGUCACAGGCGUGGAGGGACAGUUCCGGCUAGCCUGCGAACAGGUGCUGAAGGUGCUUCGUCGCGGCCGCGAGACGCUGUUGACGCUGCUCGAGGCCUUCGUGUACGACCCCCUGGUGGACUGGGACAGCGGCGGGGGGGCGUCACCCUCCUCGCGACUGGAGCGGGACAUGGCCGGAGCGCUGCUCGCCAUCCGGCUGCGGGAGACCGCCCAGCAGUGGGGACAGAACGGGCAGCAGCUCGCGAGCGCGCUGGAGCGAGUGUCCACCUCUCUCCAGGAGUGGCACGAGGCGCAGGCGUCGGUGCAGGUGGCGGAGCACCGUCUGGGUGAGGCGUGCGCCCAGCAGACGCUGUUGGAGGAGGCCCUGGCCUCGGAGGGCAAAGACCACCCGCUGUUCUCACUUCCGUCCCGCUACCACGAGUGGGCCCUGGUGCAGGGAGCACAGGAGUCUGCCCUCUCAGCCCUCGGGGAGAAGCUGGAGGAAUGCCGCCACUGGGGCCAGCUACAGAACGCGGCCAUGGCUGCCCUUGCCUCGGGCUCUCCGCCCGAACAGUGGCGGCAGGCACUCUCCACUGAGCCGGGCCUCGAAUCCGUGGCAACGCUGGGUCCUCUGGCAGAGUUCCUGCAGUCGUCGGGGCAGGGACAACUCCUGCAGCAGUGCGAGCAGAGCGAGGAGGAGCUUCUCUCCCUGGUGGCCCAGCUGCGCGGCUCGCUGCAGACGUCCCUGGAGCUGCUGGGCACGUACGCCGCCAUCGUGGUCCAGUGCCCCUCCGGGUGGUGCCACCCGGGCCGCACCCAGCACUGGCAGCGCUGGCUGGAGAAUCUGCAGGAGGACUUCACCCUCGCGCGCUGCCAGGACGUCAUUGCCGACUUCCACCACCACUACGGCGUGGGCACCGAGCUGGCCGCGGCGCAGGCGGCCGUGGCGCGCCACUACGAGCUGCAGGGCACCGUGGCCGACUGCAACGCGUGUCUGGUCAACAUCCUGGAGAGGAGGCAGGCCGAAGGGAACGACUACCUGCCCGAGGCCCAAGCGGCCCUCAUGUCCCUUGCCCAAGGGUCCGUAGAGGAGGGUGGCAGCUGUGGCCGUGUGGGUGUCCUGGGGGCCCUGCUGGGCUGCCUGUGCUCCUGCAGCCAGAACCUGCUGGUCAUGGAGACGGCGGCCGCCGCCUCUGGGGACCACUUGCCCGAGCUGCAGUUCUGGGGCAGCGACUGGUUCCUCCAAGACCUGCACGGGCAGUGCUUCCUCGCGCAGCAGACGGCCGCUCUGCUCGCACGCCUGGACCCACCGGCAGAAAUGCUGCCCAUGUGCGGUGUGAUUGAGACCAUCUACAAUGUUUUUGCUGCAUUGCUCGACCUCAGCGUGCAGUUCCAGACAGUAAUCCUCCCUGAGGCCCUGAAGCGUGCCGCCGACACGAGCGUUGCUUCGCUGGUCAGGACCCUGCACGGGAUUGCGCACGAGGGCCCGGACCUGACGGAGCUCGUCGCGCAGACGCAGCAGCGGGUCACCGAGGGAGCCACGUACGCCGCAAACCCGGCCAUUGAAAACCUGAAAGACGCGUUUCAAGACCUGCUGAAAGUGAACGACGGAGCAAGCAUGAACCCGGGACAGAUGUUGCUGCAAGGGUUCCACGGCCUGUUCGCAAAGAUUGGCAUUGAGCUUGCCAAUCUCUAUUCCACCCUGGAUACGAUUGACCUGGACUGGAAGAGCGUGGAUGUCGUUUGGAGUGCCACCGCUCUCUGCCCACCCCACCUGGAGAGCCUGUCUUCCCACCGGGAGGACCUGCUGUUUGUGCAGUCCCUGCUGUGCAUGCAGCAGUUCUUCUGCGGACAGCUGCUCAGCGACACAGAGGAACACAUGUUCGGCCCGGUCAAACACUGCAUCGCCGCCGUCUACCGCAACCAGCUCCUCGGCCUUCCGUCGCUGGCCCUGGGUGCCACGCUGUGCUCCCUCCUGGCCCCCCCCGACAGCCGGUCGGAGCCCGCAGCGACCCGGACCCUGGAGUCCCUGUCCGCACUGUGGUCCGGCGGAUCGCCGGAAGCCCAGGCCGCAGCCGGAGCGCUGGAGCGCGCCUGCCGCAGGAGGGACGCCCUCCGGCGACUAGACCAGGUGGAGGCCGCCGUGCGUGCGCGCCUGCACCGCGCCCAGCUGCGAUUGGCGGCGCAUCACUGGCUGCACGAGGAGGUGCUGCCCAAUCCGGGAGGGCAGUCUCUGCCCGCCAGGACCACGCUGCUGGCGGAGAUGCGCAAGGGCGCCCAGACGCUCUCGUCCCUGGGGUCGGCCCUGUCGGACACCCGCGAGGGCCACCUGUCGCUGGCGGGGGCGGUGGAGCAGCGUCUCAAGUGGGCCGUGGGCGCCAACCCGGCCCUGACACAGACCAGGGACCUCUUUGCCGAGCUGGUGGCACGUUGGAACGAAGCCCUGAGGUCCCUGUGCCAGCUCUCGUCGGAGGUGUGCGAGGCCAGCGAGGCGCUGCUGCUGCGGGAGUCCCUGCGGUCCCGCACGGCGGAGGCCCUGACCUGGGACGCGGGGUUCCUGGCCCUGGUGAACCGCUGCCAGGAGAGCUGCAUGCUGGCCGAGGCCCAGCAGGGGGCCAGCCCCGUCGAGCGCCAGCUGCUCCGGCUGCUGGGCAAGCCGCCUCCGCCGCAGCAGGACGCGGGGCACGAGUGGGUGCGCUCCCUGCUCGACAAGGUGGCGCUGAGUGCUUGCAGAGAAGAACUGGAGCAGGCCAAAGCGGCACGGGACUCUUGUCGGAAUUCCCUGCAGAAGCAGGUGGCCACGCUGCGCAGCGAGGUGCUGGGCAAGCACCACGAGCUGAUGUCGGAGCUGCGGUCGCUGCUCAAGUCGCUGGCGAGGCAGGAGGACGCCCCCGUGCAGGAGUACCUGGCCCUGUACCGCCGCUUCUCGGAGCAGGCCUCGGAGAUGGUCCGGUCCCUGCUGGCGGCCGAGAGUCCCUCGGAGGGCGCCCAGAGGGCGCUGGCCGACCUGGCCGGGAUGGUGCCCGGCGUCUACGGGGGGCUCACCGCACUUGCCAGCGCCCAGGACGGCAUCGACCAGCAGAAGGCGGUAGUCCGGGGAGCCGACGACACCCCCGACCGGAAGGUUGCCAAGGAUCCUCGAACCGGAAAAGCGCUUCAGGAACGUAACAGCUACGCAGUGGGGGUGUGGAAGAGGGUCAAGAUGAAGCUAGACGGGCGAGACCCUGACAGCAGCAAGCGAUCCAGCGUCGCCGAACAGGUGGAGUAUGUGAUUGGCGAAGCGACGCGCCUGGAGAACUUGGCCCUGCUGUACGAGGGCUGGACGCCCUGGGUGUGAGGACCCACCCACCGCCCGCCCCCCCCUGGAGUGGGGGGCCAAUCCUGGCGCAAGAAGCACAAAGGGACCGCCUCCUCCAACCCUAGGAAGGCUCGUCUCUCCUUCCAUCCGCAUACGCAGGCAGGCAGCGCGCCCCAUCGAGGCAGCGACAGCAGAGUCUGCCCAGGCCCCGCCGGCACAGCCCGAGAUCCCGGGGGAAGACAAGAUGGCCACCGUCGCCGUCUCUUCCCACUAGGGGGCCAGCCGUUCUGAGGAAACGAAACAAGCGCGAAUUGUCGCCUUUGCCCAUCCUCUUUUUUUUUUUUUCACUCCUUUCUUUCAUCUUUAAUCUCUCCAUUUUGGUUUCCAUCUUUAAGCACUCCUUUUUUUUUUCUCGAUGGGAAAGAGUUAAGGCUACAACAGUAUACAGUACGAUGGGCGUAGUACCGAGAAAAUUUUGGAGAUCUCUUUGGGGGAAAAAAAAUACAGUUUCUGUCGUGUAAUGGCGUGUGCUAGAAUGAAGUUGUUAUAAAGCGGUUGAGAAGAAGACUGUAUGGUUGGUGCUAAUCUUGGUUAAAAUAUUCUCUAUAUUUUUUUUUCCUGCACUAGACUGUUUGCCAUCUUUCCUUUUCAUCUUUUUUGCGGACGUACAAGAAAUGUACCAAUAAAUGUUUGUGUGCCUAA